UUGCUCCGCAUUUCAAUUGCUCUGUUGCCUUUCAAUCAAGCAAGAAGCUGAGGAUCUGCAAGCGAAUCGGAGUUGUGCUGUCAUCAUGAACCCCUUGCUGUUGUUUGACUUCAUUUGCAUUUUCCUGUUCUCCAAAGCAUCAGCAUUGUGGAGCAUUCAAGAAUUACAUGUCAACCAGGAAACCAUUGAGAAAAUUUCAGCAGCUGGCCAGUUAAUGAAUUGUUCCGCCCCAGUGGAUAUUUUGUUUCUGUUAGAUGGAUCCUAUAGCAUUGGCAAAGGAAGCUUUGAAAGGUCAAAACACGUAGCCAUCAAGCUGUGUGAUGCUUUGGACAUCAGUCCUGAGAAGAUUAGAGUGGCAGUAAUCCAGUUCAGCAGCACUCCGCACUUAGAAUUCGCCUUGGAUGCAUAUUUCUCCAAACGAGAGAUAAAAGACAAACUUAAGAAGAUUGUGUUCAAAGGUGGGAGAACAGAAACAGGACUUGCUCUGAAAUAUGUUCUUCGGAAAGGAUUCCGUGGGGGCCGAAACUCAACAGUACCCCAAAUUCUUAUCAUCCUAACUGAUGGGAGAUCGCAGGGCAGUGUGGCAAUACCAGCUAAGCAGCUAAAAGAAAGGGGUGUCAUCGUGUUUGCCGUGGGAGUCAGCUUUCCAAGAUGGGAAGAACUGCAUGCCCUAGCCAGUGAGCCAGUGGAAUGGCACUUGCUCUUUGCUGAAGACAUUGAUGAUGCCUCCAAUGGCCUCUAUACCACCCUUAUGAGCUCUUCAAUCUGCAGUGCUGCAUUUCUGGGUAAUCCCGAAGCAGGCUGCAGGGCUGACUCUUACCCCUGUGAGCGCAAAACACUGGAGAGAGCAAAAGAGCUGGUUGGAAACUACUUCUGCUGGAAAGGAUCAAAGAGCAAUAAUGUCGUUCACACAUCACUCUGCCCUUUUUACAAUUGGAGGAACACUUUUAUCAAAUAUCCAUCCAGAUGUUACCGAACCACAUGCCCAGAUCCUUGCGAUUCCCACCCUUGCCAGAAUGGAGGCACGUGCAUUCAGCAGGAAUUAGAAGGAUACCACUGUGUCUGCCCAGUUGGAUUUGGAGGAGAUGCCAAUUGUGCACCUAAGCUGAGCCUAGAAUGCAGUGUGAAUCUUCUUUUUCUUGUGGACAGUUCAUCCAGCACCUCUCUUGAAGGAUUCUUGCGCUAUAAAGCUUUCCUGAAAAGGUUUCUUGAAGCAGUGUGGAGUAGGGACACUCCUGGAAAUGUGGGUGUGGCCCAGUAUAGCAGUGAUGUCAAGCUGGUUGUCAGAGUUGGGGACUUCAGUGACGUACUUAGUCUGGUGAAGGGUGUUGAUUCCAUGCAGUUCAUUGGAGGGAGCACCUUGACUGGCAAAGCUUUAUGGUAUAUCGUGCAACAUGGCUUUAAGAAUGUUCCAGUCUUUGCUGAUGUUCCUGAUGAGCUCCCACAUGUGGUCGUCUUGCUCACAGAUUCAAGUGCUCAGGAUUCAGUGGUGGAAGCAGCAAAAUACACCAGAGGCCAAGAUAUCUUCCUCAUUGGAAUAGGCAGUGAAUUUUUGAAAGCAGAACUAGAUGAAAUUACGGGCAAUCCAAAGCAGACAAUCAUCUAUUCAACACCACAAGAUCUGUUCAAGAAGAUCCCUGAACUACAGGAAAAGAUCUGCAGCAUAGACAGCUUAGGUUGCCCAUCUCAGUCCGUUGAUUUGGUGUUUGCUCUGGAUUCCUCGGCUUCUGUUGGGAGGGAGAACUUUGUCCAGCUGAAACACUUUGUCAGCAGCCUCUCUCUCCAGUUUGAUAUCAAUAGGGACGUGACCCAGAUAGGCCUUGUUGUCUAUGGCAAAAGGCCCCGUACUAUCUUUAACCUGGACACCCAUGUUUCUAGUUCAGCUCUCCAUGAAGCCAUCAGCCAAGCCCCAUUUGGGGGUGGCUCUGCUUCACUUGGCAGCUCCUUGCUACAUAUUCAUGAUGAUGUCAUGACUGUCCAAAAGGGAGCGAGGCCAGGUGUGAAGAAGAUUGUGGUGGUGGUCACAGGUGGGACUGGAGUGGAAGAUGCCAUAGUCCCUGCUCAACAACUGCGUAACAAUGACAUAUCAUUGUUUGUGAUUGGGAUGGGACAGCUCCAGAUGGGAUCAUUGCCGAGGAUUGCAGGCUCUCAUGACAACUUGCUGAGGAUUUCCUCUUAUGAAGAUCUAAAAAAUAAUGAAGAUCUUAUCAUUGAAAAAAUAUGUGACGAGGCGAAAAGGCCAGUGAACCUCUGCAAACCUAACCCCUGCAUGAACGAUGGAGUGUGUGUUCCUAGAAAUGGCAGCUACCAGUGUCGAUGUCAAGGCUGGGAAGGUCCUCACUGUGAAAACAGAAUUCAGAGAGGUGACACUUCACCAUCACAGAUGCAUUCAGCAAGGCCCCCUGCUCAACGAAAUCGACGUGGUUGGUGGCAGCUGUAUGGAGCUCACCAGCAUUCAAAAAGGCACAUUCAACAGAAUCACUGAGGAGGUCAAAUGUACUGCUAGCGUCUGUUAUUAAAAGGACUAUAAACAUAGGCAAUGCUUGCAAGCAGUAAUGCUGUUUCAAAGCACAAGAUUUUGCACAGAAUCAUUUCCUGGUACACCAAAAGGUUACCAAUAUCUAGCAUAUUGCUUAUGUUAAAUAUUUAUUAUUGACAUAUUGACACUUUCAUGGUAAGUUUGGCUGGUCUUUCACAUACUGAGUUUCAUAGCUUUGAGGACUUUAUUUCUUUUACUGCAUAGGGAAUUUAAGCAAAAGGAGGUAUAAUUUUAAAGUUCAAAUCAAACCAACAAAAUUACUAAUUAGGGGAAGGUUUAUGUUGUAGGCUGCUCAGAUCAGUCCUUGUCUAACUAGAUGUUAUCUUGGCCAACUGAUCAUUUGGCAGAUAUAGGGGUUCCAGUCAGUGUUCUCUCGAAGAGGGAUUCCCAGAUGUUGACUACAACUCCCAGAAUCCCCAAGCAAAAGCCAUUGCAGCUGAGGGUUCUGGGAGUUGUAGUCAACAACAUCUGGAAAUCCCUCUUAGAGGGAACACUGGUUCCAGUGUGCCUGGUGUUUCCUUGCCCAUACAGGAAAGCCUAAUUAAUUGCAAAUUCACAAUCCACGGUUUCACGUAUCCAUGGUGAGGUAAUAGACACCCAACCUUGGUAUAUUUGAAAAAAGGGUUAAAUCUGUGGAUUGGGGGGUAACCUUGGAGGUCAUUUCCAGCUGCCAUUUUGAGAUUGGGAGCCAUUUUAUGGCUCCCUUUGCAAAAAAAGAAAAUGGGAGAAAAGCUGUGAUUUUUGGCCGAUUUAUUACUCUUGGGGUGCACUGCUGGACUGCUGGGGACCUGCAGAGCAUGGUAGGCCACUCUCUAUCCCCCCCUGCAUUUCUAGGGCCUUUCACCCCAUUUUUCAGACAUUUUCACAAUCUCCGGGAACCUAAUCCCUGGAUUUCCACAGCUCCAAUAACUCAAUGUUUACGAUUUCCAUAUCCACGAUAGUAGCGGAGAAUGGAACCCUUGCGAUUACUGAGGUUCUCCUGUACAAGUAUGUCUUCUUACAUUUCAAUAGAAUAGGCCACUCUGUGGAUGUACUCAUGUAUUCACUGUGAUGUUUCUCCACCACAUUGAAAUAAAUUGGGUAGUCUGCUUGUGCAGCACCCAUGUGUGCAUGUUGAGGCACACAUGGGGCUUCUGGAACCAGUUCCUCCCUUCCCUUUUAUUGCAAUAAGGUUACAGUGUAUAAAUAUGAUCAAAGAUAAUAAUAAUAAUACAUGUGAAUAUAACGGGUCAUGGGAGAAAGAAAAAUCCCUUAAACAUAGCUUAAACAUAAUAAGGUACAAUCUAAGCAGGAGGAAAUGGAGAGUGGGAUUUUCUUCAAGGAUAUAUAUCUUAUAUUUCAAAGCAUAAACCAUUCAUUAAAGUUCAACCAAAUAGCUGAAAAUUCCUCUUCUUUACCUUGCCGAUGGGAAUAAACCAGUUCAAAUGCUGACAGGGGACACAUAUCAGUAAUCCAAAAUUGCAAUUGGAGUACAUUUGUCCUUCCGGUAUUGUAUUAUAAUCCUUUUGGCAACAUCCCACUUGCAAAGAAUCCAGAAUUUUGAUGUAGUGCUAAGUUCCAUAUGCUGGGGAUAUGUACCAUAUGUAUGUUCCAUAUGUACUCCAACAAAACAUGAACGUACGUAUAACUGCAAUGUCAUAUUAACUACCUUAUGAAUUUCAAGACUUCUGGAGCCAAAUGUAUGAAUUGGUAAUAAAUGGAUCAGGUUUGCUGAUGGACUUGUGACAUUUUAUAUCCAUUUUAAAUGUCUGGAUUUCACUAGCCCUAUUCACAUGUUAUGUUUAAUGCAGAUAGAGUGUACACAUGUACAGAUCUGUACACAUGCGUGGUUUUUCAGACAUGUUCCGAGCAUGUACAAUAGUAUGCUUCUUAUCGGUCAUUUGAGGGGGCCUGCAUCCACAUUAGCUUUUAAAAUAAACACAUGUACAGUCCACACAAAAUAUGUACAUAUGUAUAGACACCUGUAUGUAUGUAUAACAUAAUGUCUGAGUAAGGCUACUGGAUGCCAGCACCUAAUGGCGCAGUGGGAAAUGACUAGCAAGCCAGGGGUUGCCAGUUUGAAUCUCCACUGGUAUGUUUCCCAAACAAUGGGAAACACCUAUAUCAGGCAGCAGUGAUAUAGGAAGAUGCUGAAAGGCAUCAUCUCGUACUGCACAUGAGAUGGCAAUGGUAAACCCCUCUUGUAUUCUACCAAAGACAACCACAGGGCUCUCUGGUCGCCAAGAGUCGACACCGACUCGACGGCACACUUUACCUUUAGGGCUACUAGAGAUUAAACAGGCCUGCUCAACUUUGGCCCUCCUGUAGAUGUUGGCCUACAAUCCCCAUAAUUCCUGGCUAUUGGCUGCUGUGUCUGAGAAUUAUGGGAGUUGUAGUCCAAAAACAGUUGGGGGGCCUAAGUUGAGCAGGCCUGGUACAGUAUAACCUUUCCCCAGUAUUUGGUUAUUUUGUAUCCCAGAACAAAUCGCACUCUCUCCUUCUGUCACAUCAAAUCCUAAAAAUUGAGACCAAAUAUUUGAGACCAAAUAUGCCAUUGCCUUGUGUCUGAAAUAGAUCAAAGAGCAUGGUUUACUAACUUAGUCAUUGCAUUUGGUCUGUAGAUCUCCUAACUCAUGUGAGUUGUGGGGGGCUGUGUUGCUCUUAUUUUUACUCUUUGUAUAGCACAGAGAGUAUAAGUAUUUCAGCAGCCAUUAUCAUCACAAUGAUCGCUCCAAAAUUGAGUGGACUGUGACUAGGAUGGUAGAGGGGAAGAUCUAGCUUGAUCAUUAUGAAGAUUUUGGUUGCUAAGGGUGGGAGGAGGUGAGCCUCCAUUAAUCCUAGUGCAUCAGUUCCUCUAAACAUUGGAAGUUCCAUAUGGUAAAUAACUAUUAAUAGACCAAAUGUCCAUGGAUUUGUCAUGAAUUUAAGCCCUCUGUGCUGGUGGCUGUUAUAACAUCCUCUAGCAAUAUAUUCUAUAAGUUGACUGUGAAGUGUGUGAAGAUGUAGAAGGCAAACUAGAACAGCUCCCUCACUUCAGAAAUUGCUACCUAUGGUUCUGACAGCAACCUGUGGCCUUGUGUUGUGUCAUCAUUGAACACUUUCAGUGUACAAAUUAUGAUGCUGUUGGGGAUGUGCACGAAUCGUGAUUUGAAGACCACACAAAUGCAGAAGCCCUGUGUGUGCUGCUGUCACAUGAGGGCAGCUGGGGAGAGUGCCACUGGCAUGCUAUGGCAGCUGGGGGGGGGCAUACCACCCAAACAGGAAGCUGCGGGUGAGUGGAGGAGAAGCAGGUAUGGACUUGCUUGCCUCCCUUGGAAUGUGUUGUGAAACGCUCUUUGAAUCGCAGUUUGUGCACAUCCCUCGAAGCUGUGCCAUGCACCGUUCUUUUCUGUAUUGUUCUUUGCUCACUUUCUUUAGUUCCAUGUUCAGCGUGUGGAAGAAAAAGGACUUCUGUAACAUCAGUUUUGUGAGUUAUGCCUGAUAAGUCACUCCUCGUUGUUCUAAAGCACAGCAUAGCAAGUCACGUUGCAAUAUUUAAUAAAUGUUUGACUUUCUA
Hemicordylus capensis (graceful crag lizard) is the source of this 6074-nucleotide messenger RNA. It is a transcript of the gene VWA2, whose product is annotated as von Willebrand factor A domain containing 2. The transcript is spliced from 14 exons. Gene Ontology annotation, cellular component: basement membrane. Gene Ontology annotation, molecular function: calcium ion binding. The record is from RefSeq and is a predicted model, not a curated record. Bases 86 to 2485 code for a protein of 799 amino acids. Lineage: Eukaryota; Metazoa; Chordata; Lepidosauria; Squamata; Cordylidae. Gene Ontology annotation, biological process: calcium-independent cell-matrix adhesion.